This is a messenger RNA of Thalassophryne amazonica, 7112 nucleotides long. RefSeq names its product maestro heat-like repeat family member 1 (gene mroh1). Bases 225 to 5144 code for a protein of 1639 amino acids. NCBI's taxonomy places the organism in Eukaryota, Metazoa, Chordata, Actinopteri, Batrachoidiformes, Batrachoididae. Gene Ontology annotation, cellular component: cytoplasm. The record is from RefSeq and is a predicted model, not a curated record. The transcript has 45 exons.
CCUCCUGACUCGGCUCACGUGACCAGGCGUGUUUACACCUGCCGUGAGACACAAACGGAGCAGCCUUUAGUCAAAACGAACCAAAAGCAACGUUCUCCGCAGACGUUACCGUGCGUAAGACAUUCACUGACAGCCGUUUCAGGUAACCGGGUAGGCUCUGCCAUCUGUCCACCAAGAGGGACACCUCAUCCUCAGCCACAGGCUCCAGGAAGGAAGCCCUCUUGAUGUCCAACAUGGAAGAGACAGAUGUGGAACAGGUCACCUUGGCUCUACUAGAUGCAGCCACUGAUAAAGACCCAGAGGUCCAGGAGCAGGUCAGAAAGUCCAUGUUGACUCUGGGACAACAGCAGCCUGACAGAGUUUUAGUCAUGUGUCAGGAAUAUCUGUUGAAACAUCCAAAGUUGGUUGUAAGUCACAGAGUUGUGAUUUUGAAAACCAUUGAGCUGAUUGUUGACAGCAGAAUAGAGGUGAUCAGUAACCCCAAAAUAAAAAGCAUCAUCUCUCUGGCCUCAGAUGAGAUGACACGGUCCAAGGAUAUAAUUCCUGAUUGGCAGCAGGCAGCUAGUAAUAUCUUAGUUGCAGUGGGUAACAAGCACAUCAAUGACAUCAUGGAGGAGAUACUAAGCAAAUUUCAGCCGGGGGUUCUGCCGCACUUCUUUGUGGUCCAAACGCUAGGCAACCUGUCCACUUCAAAUGUUUACGGCAUGGUUCCCUUCCUCAGUGCAAUUCUGGGCACAAUGCUACCCAUGCUGAACAUGGCCAAACAGGACAACAUGAAGUGGGUUUUUUCUUCUGCUCUGUGUCAUUUCAGCGACAGUAUCUUAGAGUAUCUGGCCAACCUGGACAAGGCUCCAGAUCCCACAGUCAGGAAAGACGCAUUCUCCAACGAAAUCUGUGUUGCUUUUGAUGUUCUUUUCAGUAACUGGUUACAGAGCAGGGAGUCUAAGGUGAGGCUGACGGUGGCUGAGGCACUGGGUUCCAUGUGCCAUCUGAUGGCCAGUGAUAAACUAGAAGAGCAGAUUCCCAAACUCCUCCCUGCCUUACUUACCCUCUACAAGAAGAACAGUGAGCACUACAUCAUUAGUAAGAGUUUGUGUCUAGUGUUGGAUGCUUCUGUCACCAUGGGCAGCAGAGUGCUGGAGACACAACUGGACAAUCUGCUCUUGGCUCUGCACCUGCAGGUGUCUGCUCCUGUUGAUUACAGUGACCCUCCAACUGUCAAGAACCACAAUGAGGUCCUUCGCUGCUUUAGCUUACUUGCAAACUCUUUUCCAGAUCGAGUAGUCAUGUUUGUCCUUCAGAAGCUGGAGAACAGUAAUGAGCGGAGCCGGAUCGGUUCCCUGACUGUCCUACGUCACCUCAUCAACUCAGCCACUUCAACUAUGGAGAAUAAGAAGCUUUUAAUUCUUGCCAGCAUCAGACAGCCGAUGGCUGACCACAGCAACAAGGUGAAGAAACGUGUGGUCCAGGUGAUCAGUGCCAUGGCUCAUCAUGGGUAUUUGGAGUUAGAGGGAGGCGAGUUACUGGUUCGCUUCAUUGUCCAGCACUGUGCCCUACUAGACACACACCAGCACGGCCAGAGGUCUAGAGAUCCAGAGGAGGUAACAAAUGAAGCCCUGAGGACGAUGUGUGAUAACACCCUUCAUCUCCUGACCACCACUGUUGGGCAACUAGCUAAUGUGCUAUGGCCCAAACUGCUGUACUACCUGACUCCUUCACAGUACAGCAACGCCACAGUUCCUCUGUGCAAGAGCCUGAUCGUGCUGGGCAGCAAGAAGAAAAAUAACCAAGAAUCUAGCUUCAACAUAGAUUUCACAGAAGAAGUAAAUCUGCCCUCUCCUCAAACACUGAUGAUCAGACUGUUGGUGAAUGCAGCAUUCCCGUUCAACAGCAGAGGACACGGUGCUCCGUCUCUGUCUCUCCUCCAUAUCCUCAAUGUCAACAUCCACCGCAAUACCAAGACGCUGUGGGAUAAAGAGAUUCCUCCACUGCUGUCAGUAUUAGAUGAGUCAAACGCAGAGAGUCUGAAUAAGAAGCAGUGGGAUGAGAAACUGCUCAAGCUGUUGUCUAAAACCCUGGCUACUAUUGACGAUGACAAGUGGGUGUGUCGUUUGGCAGCUGAGGCAACACGAUACCUUUCCACGUAUAACAGCUGUUUGGAGGAGAAGAGGUUCCUGUAUCGGUGUAUAGGAGUGACUCUCCAGCAGUGCUACAGCAAGGAGGUUGUGAAAAAGCAGCUGCAGGAGAUCCUCCUGGCAGCCCGACACAACGACGCCAUUGAAAGAGAGGGAGUCGCAAUGGGCAUUGGGCUGUGUGCCAACAGCCAUCUAGAGGGAACUCUGGCAAAGCUGGAUGAGUUUGGCAAGUCGGAUGCCUUCAAGAAGUCACCAAGCAUCUUUAACCUGCUCAAAGAGCGUAAUGAUGUCGAGGUAGAAAAGGUGAAAAGCACAUUAAUCCUUUGUUACGGCCACGUGGCUCUGAAUGCACCUCCUGACAAGAUACUGACUCGAAUAGACCACGACAUCCUGCGCUGCAUCAGUAAACACUUCAAUACAAAGGUUCUGGGAAUUAAAGUAGAGACAAAGGAUCUUACUAUGAAGCUCAGCUUGAUCCAGAGUGUUGGGCUCAUAGGCAAAGCAGUGAGCGAGUGUGUGAAGAAACAAGGCUACAUUUUCUCUCGCAAACUGGAGCUCAUUAACGUUAUGAUGGAUUUUGUUAAAGCAGAGCCACCUGAUGCAUUAAGAACUCCAGUGCGCCACCUUGUGAUGACUACUUGUGCCAACCUAAUCCCCCUGGACCCUGCCUUGACAGAGAACGAGACCUUUGACCUGCUAAAGGUUUGUUUAAAUGGUGUGUUCUUGCUACCACCUGAGGUGCACUCUCCAGAGAAAACUAAAGAAGAAGAGAUACUGGACCCAAAGCAGAAAAAGGCGUUGUACAAAGACACCAUGGCUGCUCUUCAGGACCUCUUAAAGAGUGUACUGGCCAAAGAUCCCACACCUGAUGGUCUACAGAGUGUUUUUAAGCACAUUGAAACAUGGCUGAGCUCAGGACAUGAACAUGAAAGGGAGAGAGCUGUUACUACUACUGCCAACAUACUGGCUUACUAUCUGGAUAACCUGACUGUUAAGAACAUGGUGUCGUUCCACAACCUGGGCGCUAUGCUGGGCCGCCUGGCACCACGCUGCUCAGACCCUCGUCCCGCUGUUCGUAUGGCUGCCAUCGACUGUAUAUACACCCUGCUCUGUAUACAGCUGCGAUAUGAAGGCUUUGCCUUAGAUUAUAAGGAUGAAGCUGUGGACAGUCUGUUGGCGUUUAAAGACAGACUGGAAAACCCUGAUCACUCAGUUCUAUACAAGACCUGCUCUGACCUCACCAAGGUGAUGAGUAAGAGACUUCCUCAGCAGCAGCUGUCAACGUUGGUGUUCAUGUUGUUUGAAGGGUUAGUGGACAGUCAGCCCAACUGCUGCAGAGCUGCUUCUGUCAUUCUCAACACACUGCUGAAGAACAGAGGCGGAGGACUGCAAGAGCUGGUUCCAGAGAUGCUGGAGGUGCUCCAUGUACGUCUGCAGAACAUCACAGAAGAACAGGUGAGGGUGGCAGUGGGACAGACUGUCCUGAUCCUGGCCUCUCAGCAUCUGCAGUCAGUUGUUAAUACACUGGUCAACCAGGCUCUCCCCUAUGACAGUUGGGUUUGUGAGAUGUGGGUGGCCUUGGGAGCAGAUCCCAUCGUGGCCAGUCAGAUCAUGGAGAUGGUGAUGGAGAAGCUUGCCAUCACAGCACCUUAUGUAGAAAAGAAGGAAUCAAUGAUGAAAGCAGGAACAUCAAAGCUGGCAACCAGUCAGCCGCUAGCUAUGACGUGUGGUCUCAAAGAGCUGCUAUUAAAUGGUCAGAGUCAGGAGACGGCGGUCAGCCUGUUUCCUCAGCUCUUCUCCUGUCUCACCGUCAGACUGGGAACCAGUGUUGGAGUGUCAUUGCCGAGGGACAACAGCACUAAACACGCCUCCUCGUUCCAUGUUGCUGGGGUUGCAGCUGAAGCGCUAAGAAUAUUAUUAGCAAGGGCCCAAUUAGAUGAGGUGACCAAACGACUGGACGAGGGUAAUGCCUGGGAUGCCAUGAAAGAACCGAAAACACACACCACUGGAAUUACACUGCUAGCAAGGGCCAUGGCAAAGCAUGCUGGUCCGCGGUUACCUUCCAUUAUAGAGUGUCUGUGUCCGUCCUUGAACAACAUCUAUGAAUGUCAGAGAGUCACUGUCACCGUGUUCUUUUCUGAGCUCUUGAACCACCACGUGGUGACGGAGUUGAUGUUGAUCGACGUGUUAAUGAACAACAUGAUGGAGAGGAUAUCGGAUCCCUGCUGUACCGUCCGCAUGUUUGCUGUGCGCGGCCUCGGCAACAUCGCCGUAGGAUCACCUGAAAAGGUUAAUAAAUAUGCCAAAGAGCUGCUGGCAGCGAUGAGUUCAGGCAUGGAGGAGAAGGAUGAUCCAGAUAAGUUGAUCACCUUAGAGGCGAUGUCAGGACUCUCUAAAGUUCUCCUCUACCUGGACAAGAAAAAUGUCCAUUUGUUAGUGGUCUACAUCUUCAUGAAGAUAAAACCAUUCUUGGAGAAUGAAAAUGACGAGAUCCGCUGUGCAUCCAUACAGUUGAUGGGACACUUGUCAGCAUUUGGCUCUGGAGAGCAGGUGUUCAAAGACCAGAUCCACAACGUUCUGGUCAGUCUGUUGUUGCACCUCGCUGACCCAAACCCACAUGUGGUCAAGGCGUGUAAAUAUGCUAUGCGUGUGUGCGCUCCUGUGGUGGGAUCGGAGCAGAUCACAGCCAUGUUUCAGAAUCACCUCCAUGAAGAUAAGAGCUUACACUAUGGAGAGUUCAUCAACGACCUCACCAAGUAUCUGAUCCAAGAUUUUCCUGGCAUGUUGAACUUCUACCACAUCUCAGUGAUUCAGUUCUUCAAGAGCUACUGGCCUGAGGUUCGAGGAGGAGCUGCCAUGUUUAUAGGUUUUUUGUUGGGGAAUCUUCCAGAGGAACAUUUCUCUCACCUCAACAUGGGCACCAUCACUAAAGGUCUGGUGAUGCUGCUGCAAGAUCCAGAUCCUGUGGUGAGGGUGAAGGCUGCUGAAGCCAUGGGACACUUUCACUGAAACAUACAAACUCUUUAAAAAACAAAAAAAGUCCAUCUGCACCAGUUCCACAUCCGGUCGCACCACAACACAGCAGUGUUAAUUUAGUCAUCGUCUGGACUAAAAUGUCAUUUAAUUUAGUCAUCGUCUGGACUAAAAUGUAAUUUUGUCUGUCUUAAUUCAGUCAUCAGAAUUGUUUUAGUCCACUAAAUCUCCUCUCAAUAAAUACAUCAAGAUUUACGCUGCAAGACGGUGGUUGUCUAUAAUCCAUUUAUAGAGAACAUCCAUCCGUCCUCUAGGAAUCUAUCCUAGAUUUCUACCAGUUAGCGUGAUGCCAAUUUAGACGUAAGCCGCCAAGUUGUCAUUAAAAUGCACAACACCAACACUGUCGCAUGAUGUGUCGAGGUUCUAAAAAAAAAAGGAAGCACUCAUUUUAAUGCUUCUUCAUUUCUUUGCACGUCACACUUCAUUCUCUCCGUCUCAGAUCAGUCAAGUCAUUUUUCUCCCACAGCGACUGAAACACAUCAGAGCUCGACUCAAAAAUCCUCUCAGGUAUCAGAGACCAGCGGUUUGACUGAAGAACGCGCCUGAGCCGAAUCACGUCUUGACUAUUACUUUGAAACAGAAGAAACCUCAGUGUUUAGAAUUAACAGUAAUUAUUUAAAAAUCAGUUCAACAUGCGUCAGAAUCAAAAUAAGAAACUAAAGUGUGGGAAGCAUGAAGGGAAAAACGUAACAAACUGAUUAUGCACAAAAACACCCACACGUACAGUUGAGUGCUGCUUGAAAGGAAGCAUAAAUUUGUAAUGUUAUUUUAGUGACCAAAGACAGUUGUUCCGUGAUGUUUGUCUGGAGCUCAAACCACAGACCUUUAGUCCGUUCUGUCGGAGAAAUAAAGCACACAGUCUCUGUUGUAAAGGCAUUUAAACCUAAAUAACGCCGCGUAGCUCAGUUUAAUUUCCACUGUCCAUAAACAUUUUUAAAUGCACAGAAGCACACACAUACAUUUUGGAGAGAUGAACAUGAAGUCUUGUACAGAAAUUAUAAGUUAUAGAGGUUUUCAGGUAUGUAUGCCUGCGGUGGACAGAUUAUUUAGGCUGCUUUGUCAACUCAGCCGGCAGUUUCCAAACUGGCCAAUAAAGUAUUUUUAUAAGUAUUCUGUGAGGAUUCACUGCUUGACUCCAUAUGUGAUCAAAUGACAAAUCUAAGUUUUUUUUGUUUGUUUGUUUGUUUGUUUUUGGCCAAGUUCUUAAAAUUCUUAGCCAACAAUUAUUAUUAUUAUUUUUUUAUUAUCACUGCUGCCACCACAGUGGGAGAAAAAAAAAAAAGACAGAUGCUUUCUGGAAUAACAUAUCUGAUUAGGUGCCACAAGAACGCGGUCGAUUAUCCACCAUCAGAAAUAUACCAACCAAAUGAUAAAUGGCCAUUUUAAUCAGAAGGUCUUUUGCCUUUUUUAUGUUUUACAUCACCAUUAUGUUUAUUAAUGCACUAUUUAAUAGUUUCAAUAUAAUAUUGAGGGGUAUUUGUUUUUUUUUUGUUUUUUUAAAGCAUCUCAUCCAUGCAGCCAAUCAAAAUGUGGCUUCUCAGUGUUGCUAGGUAGAACAGCCCGUUGUCUGUGCCAAAUGGUCAUUCAUAAGGUGUACAUGUAUCUGUGACUAAUGCACUUAUUGAGAUGAUGCUUUAUUUUCUUGAUGCACUUUCGUGUUGUUUCAACGCCGUUAUUCUGAUGGUAGAUGUACAGACUGCUUCAGGCUAACGCGUUGUUGCUUCUCUGCUCUUUUAUCGUGUAAAUACGUGUUUUGGGGUAUACUGUGUAGGUACUUGUAAUUUAACAUAUCUGCCCACAGGCUGAUUUACUGUUUGCAUUUCAAGUGUCACUUUAGGGAUCCAGAAUGAUUAAUUGUUGAAUUGUUUAAAGGUACAGUGCAUCCGGAAAGUAUUCACAGUGCUUCACUUUUUCCACAUUUUAUGUUACAGCCUUAUUCCAAAA